CGUUAUGAAAGAGAAAUGAAAACCUACAUCCCCCCCAAAGGGGAGACCAAAAAGAAGUUCAAGGACCCCAAUGCACCCAAGAGGCCUCCUUCGGCCUUCUUCUUGUUCUGUUCUGAGUAUCGCCCCAAAAUCAAAGGAGAACACCCUGGCUUAUCCAUUGGUGAUGUUGCAAAGAAACUGGGAGAGAUGUGGAACAACACUGCUGCAGAUGACAAGCAGCCCUAUGAAAAGAAGGCUGCCAAGCUGAAGGAGAAGUACGAAAAGGAUAUUGCUGCUUACAGAGCUAAAGGAAAACCCGAUGCAGCGAAAAAGGGGGUGGUCAAGGCGGAAAAGAGCAAGAAAAAGAAGGAAGAGGAAGAUGAUGAGGAAGACGAAGAGGAUGAAGAGGAGGAGGAAGAAGAGGAAGACGAAGAUGAGGAA
Messenger RNA from Microtus ochrogaster (prairie vole), 420 nucleotides. RefSeq names its product high mobility group box 1 (gene Hmgb1). NCBI's taxonomy places the organism in Eukaryota, Metazoa, Chordata, Mammalia, Rodentia, Cricetidae. The transcript is spliced from 4 exons. The record is from RefSeq and is a predicted model, not a curated record. Gene Ontology annotation, cellular component: nucleus. Gene Ontology annotation, molecular function: DNA binding. The annotation marks the transcript as partial. Gene Ontology annotation, biological process: regulation of transcription by RNA polymerase II.